UCAGUUUGCGGCGCAGACUCGACUCGUUUAGUUCGGCGUUUUUCGUGUUUUGAGUUUUGAGUUUCAAGAAAAGCGACAAGCGCGCGCGGCUUUUCCACCGGCAGCGGCAUUUUCCUAACCGUUUUUGUGAUUCCAUUUUUUUUUUUUAUGGUUCUCGUUCUUGUUGUUGUUUCUUGCUGAGCGGUACAGGCGGUCCACCUGCGAUCUGUAUUUGUAUUUUGGUGGGCGAGUGCAUCUGCCUUUUUGCUGGCGAGUGCCACAAUUGUCGCACGUAAUCGUGCUGGCAGUUACGCCUCAGAAAGCAGCCCAAAAAAGUAAAGUAAAAUACAUAAAACAAAAAAAAAAAAACACACACAGCCAUCAGAUACAAGAUACAAAAGUAUCUGAAACACAUGCGUUACGCUCAGCUGACUCGACGCGUUUUUGAGUCUGUAUGUGUGUUAGUGUGUGUGUGUGUGUGUGUGCUUAGCUUAGCUAACAAAUUGGUUAGAUAAAUUAAGCAAAAACUGUGAAAUUCGCAAACGAAAAAUAACCAAAAAGUAAAAACGAAAAAGGAAACUGAAAGUAAACAGUGCCGCGUAAAAGUAAAUUUUAAACCUAAAAAAGCAUAUAGAGAUCCUCCAUAAUCAUUGCCACCAUUAUCGCAUCGUAGUUCAAUCCCCGCUCCUUUCCCGCGGCUGGCCGAAAAAAAUAUAAAAAGCAAAAAAAAAAAAAAAAAACAUGUCACAAUUCCGCGAUAAUUCAUGGCUCGCCAAUGCACGAUCCUAUGGCGUUUUAAAGAGCCUGCGAUGCUCGGCUCGUUAUGCCAAAGCCAAAUCGAAGUCGGCCAUUAAUCUGAAUGCCCACCUGAAGAAGCAGCAGAAGCAGGAAGAAGAGCAGGCCGAAAAGAAGAAGAGUCAGGAUAAGAAAAGGCUAAGACAAAGCCUGAGCGAGGAUCAGGAUCCGAUCUACGCGAAUGUGGAUGAGGUGAUACCGAUUCCAACCGAAAUCGGAACCCCAGACGAUGCACUAAUGGGUAAUGCACAGACGUCAACGAUGAACCACCUGCGGGUGCACAAAUUCAAGCUGGGCGGCAAAGAUAAUGCCGCCAUGGCCGAUCUACCCCAACCGGAUAAUACGAACAAUAACAACAAUGUCGGCAAUAACAACAAUCAGAAUGGCGGAGCCAAAGGAUUUCUGGGCAGGAUCAAGCGUUAUUCUGUGCUGGGAAACAAACUGGGACGACGUCAUCUAGGCAGUAUGAAUCUGAAUCCAAGCAAUAACAGCGCCGAUAAUCCAGUUUCACCCAGUAAACUUCACACCGGUAGCUAUAAUAUGACCGGUAGCCAUUCGGACGAUCAUCGUUUAGAAAUCGGAGCUCCGGUUUUGAUAUCCACCACCACCUUGGAUACAGAUCGUUUUGAUGUCACGGAAGCGAGACUUAAACAAAUUGGAGGCGGCAUCGCACUGACCUCCAGUAUUGUAAGGACCCUUACACCAAAAAGUUCGGAUGAUGAUGAGUUUGUGGACGCCAGGAGCAGUCCGCAGGAAAUGGAGCGGGAUGGGGAUCUUCAGAAGCACGAAGACCAGAAAAACAAUGAUGAACCGGAUCUGAAGGGACCACAAGCACAGGAAAAUGGGGAUCCCGAAGACCUUGAGGAACUGGAACACUUUGAGACCCCCAAACAUCAGGUGGAGGAACCAAAGGAACCGCAAGAGAUGCUUCCUCAGGAGGUAAAACCACCUAAGACUCCAGAACCCACCGCCAUAGAGCCUCCAAUGAGGCGACCACGUAUUGCCCGCCAGCAAAUGCAAUCGCAGUCCGUUCAGAAUCUGCAUCGAACCGAACUCAAAGUUUAUCUGCACAAGUCCAAUUCGAUGGCGCUGGACAUGAAUGUCACCGCCCCGGCGAAACUGGGCUUGGACCUGAACCUGCCCGAGUUACCAGAGCUCUAUGGAGCUAGCGAACUCAGUUUGGCGGCCAGUGAUAAUAAGGAAAAUCAUCUGCCUGUGGUGAAACCCGCCAUGGAACGUUCGCCUAUCCCCAAUGGUGGAUUUCUGGCCCAGCAGCCCCACUUCAAGAGUCUGGACUCGUUUCAGCUGAAUACCCACUCGCAGCAGAGCUCCCAGCAAAGUUUGGCCUGCAGCAGCAAUGGCGGGGAAUUUGACUUUGAUUUGAAGUCCGUUAGCUACCAGAGCCUCAAUGCCCAGAAUCUGUUUGUGUCCAUUGACGAGCUGCAGGAGCUGUCGCGGCAGAUCAAUGAAACCGAGGAAUUCGGCAAGGACAUCGACUUGGAGUACUGCACACAUCGCGAUCAAUUGAGACCCAGUGAGCGUAGGAUCACGCUGCUGAAGAACAAGAACCAAACGCUGAUCAAUUUCAAUCACAACAAGGAGAAGCUAAGGAAGGGCUGGCACGGCAUGAAGCACUGGCUGGGCGAGGAGGGCACCAAGAUCAAGGAGGCAGUGCGUCAACAGACCCCGCUAAAGCGUCUCGCCCAAUCCCGUAGCAAUCUAAAUCAUUCGACGGCCGAUGCCAGUCGUCAGUCGAUGUCGCCGGAACGAAGUCGCCGUGAUAUGACCGAGAGUUGCGAGGAUGUCACCGAACGCACCGAAAUGGAGUCGUCCAUGUCGCAUCGAAACAGCGAAGAGGAUCUGUCGCCGCAUGCCAAGCGGUUCAAGGAUGAGGGACAGAACGGCUUCGAGGAACUCCGGCGAUAUGUGAAGCAGGGCGGCGACUUCAGCAAGGAGCUCAUAUUCGUCCUGCAGGAGAGGGCUGACUCGGAGCUGAUCUACUCAAAGUCGCUGUCGAAGCUGGCCAACAAGCUGAACAAGGCUGGCAGGGAAAUCCCGGGAAGCGUGGCCGAUGCCUGGCGUGGAGUGGCCACGGAGAUGGAAAGUCGCAGCGACAUCCAUCGCCAGUUGGCGGCCUCACUUACAGAUGAGCUGGUCAAACCACUGAAGACCGUCGUCGAGGGACAUCACAAGGCACGCAAGGCGGUGGAGAGCAAUGUGGACAAGGCGGCUCGAGUCCUGGGCGAGUGGCGCGCCAGCGAGGCGAAGGCCAAGAAGGCAUCCCACACAGCGGCGCGCGAGAACGAGAAGCUGCAGGACGCGAUGCUGGACGUGCGCAUCCAGAAGUCGCCAUCGAUCGCCCUGCUCCACCAGGGACCGAACAAGCAGGCCGCCGAAAAGGAGCUCAAGUCGGCGGAGAAGGACUGCGUGAAGUUGGACAACAAGCGCAAGAAGGCCGAGGAGGCAGUGAAGCGGGCGGAUGUGGAGUACUACACCCUGUGCGUUCGCGCGGAACGAGCCCGGGUCGACUGGGAGAUGGCUGUGCUGCGGGGAAGUGCCCAGCUGCAGAGCAGCGAGCAGCAGCGUUUGGGCAACAUGCACAACUUCGCCCAGCAGUAUGCCCGUCUCAUCUCGGACAUGAAUCCCAUCCUCGGCGGACUGAGCAGCAGGCUGCAGCCGCAGCUGGAGGCCUGCAAUGUGGCCAAGGACAUGCAGGUGGUGCGCCACAUCCGCCGCAACUCGGAGGGGCCCAGCGAGCAGCUGCUGCCGGACUUCUACUGCGAACAUACCACACUGGCCAUGAACCGGGAGCGUCGCAAGCAUGCGCUGAUCAAGCUCCUCCAGCUGGUCAAGACGGAUCUGGAACGGGAGCGACGAUCCCGUGACGGAUUGAGGGGCUUGUCGCAGUCGCUCAACCACCAGGAGCACCAGAACAUCACCGACAAGCUGUAUCACAUCCGUUCCAUGCUGACCUACUUGGAGGGCGCUCGUCUCAAGCUGCACUCUGCCCUCCUGGAGCUGGACCACAAGCCCAGGACCACUCAUCCACUGGCCCAGCACAUUCAGAUCACCCGUGACCGCACUGGACUGCAGCAGAGCAUCCUUAAAGUGCCCAAUUGGCUGAAGAACAACGACAAGUCGCAGACGCAGCAAUCGACGAGUAUGCUGGCGCACGACGUGACCGAUAUAACCAACAACCACGAGGAUGAGCUGCCGGAGGAGAACUGCUCCCAUCUGCACAGCAGCAGCAACAGCAAUAGCAACAACAAUAGCAACAGCAACGGAUCCUGCACGGACAUCAGUUCGGUGGUGAAGCAGUUCAACCGGAGCAAGAGCAACAUCGAGACCAAUUUCACCAGCCAACCAAAGAUAAUCUCGACUACGAAUGCCGCGGUCGCUGCAUCCGUCAAGUCCAAGACUCUGGCCAAUCUCCAGGAUGGCCAGCAUCAUCACAAUCACAAUCACAAUCACAAUCACCAUCAUCACAGCGAUCGCGGCCAGGCGGACGGUGGAUCCAAUCAGCAGGACUCUGAUUUCGAUGAGUUCAGCUCGCAGGACGAGGAUGACGAGCCGGAGAAGCCACAGCCACAGCAGCAGCAGCAACUGCAAAACUUACCCAUCAAGUCGCAAGUGCAGACGCAGCAUUUCUAUCAGAAUGCGCAGGAUCUGCAGAAGGACGGAUCCGGUCCGAUAUUGGGGCGCUGCAAGGCGCUCUACAGCUACACCCCGAAGCUCUACGACGAGCUGGAACUGAGUCCCGGCGACAUCAUCGAGGUGCAUGCCAAGCAGGACGACGGCUGGUGGCUGGGCGCCCUGCGCAACCACAUCGGCAUCUUCCCGGCCACCUACGUGGAGGAGUGCGCCUGAGUCCACACCCGGAUUAUCCAGGCUAUCCAGGAUCCCUCCAUAGCUAUUUAAGUGCGAAUGAGUGAGUGCGACUGCCAAAAAGGAAGAGUGUGUGUAUCGUAGAGCGAUUUGUUUGACAUAAAACCAUUGAAGGAGCAACUGAUCCCCAAGCGAUAUCUAAAAUUCAAGGCGAAAUAUCCACUUUGAAACUGCCAAUUAUUAAUUUAUCUGUAACCGAAUACCAUUCAUAUUUUACCUUAACCUUAAUUACGAAAAACAUAAAGAAAUCAUUGAUUUUGUA
This is a messenger RNA of Drosophila ficusphila, 4921 nucleotides long. RefSeq names its product nostrin (gene Nost). Bases 721 to 4641 code for a protein of 1306 amino acids. NCBI's taxonomy places the organism in Eukaryota, Metazoa, Arthropoda, Insecta, Diptera, Drosophilidae. Gene Ontology annotation, molecular function: protein binding. The record is from RefSeq and is a predicted model, not a curated record. The transcript has 8 exons. Gene Ontology annotation, cellular component: cytoplasm; plasma membrane.